AUGAAGCUUCGCUUGUGGGGGGGCUUACUAGGUGAUGUCUUCCUUCACCUACUACCAGAGGCCUGGCAACAUGACAUGGCAAGCACAAAAGAAGGCGAGCAUGUCUCCAUGAAAUGUGGCCUUUGGUGUUUGAUGGGUAUGCUGGUGUUCAUAAUAGUUGAAAAGUUGUUCGCGGCUGGCGAGGGAGAAGAGGAUGAGAAGAAGAACGGCUCCAUUAAGCACAUAGAGAUAGAAGAGAUUGAGAAGCUAUUACAGGCUGAGAGAAAGCAGAAGGGCGGGGCGGGUGUCUGCGGGGGAAACGGGGAGAUCUCCGCCAAGGAUUUAUACGACACUUGUGUGUUUAAUAACAACACUAAAGGUGGCGCCUGUUGCAGCAGUAUCAAUGCGACAAACGGCGCAGUUCGAUGCAAAGGCAAUCGCUGGAUGGGGCGCUGUCUCCUUCGAGAAGCAAGGGAGAAGGCCCAACAGGCUACUAAAGAGAAGAGUGAGAAAAAAGAUGUAGCAGGCUACUUAAACUUGAUGGCGAAUUCGAUUGACAACUUCACCCAUGGUCUGGCUGUUGGUGGUUCGUUUCUGGUUGGCUUCCGUGUCGGGCUCCUUACCACCUUUGCUAUUCUAGUCCAUGAAAUACCUCAUGAAGUCGGUGACUUUGCUAUAUUGUUGAAGAGUGGUUUUUCAAGAUGGGAGGCGGCGAAGGCUCAACUUGCUACAGCAUCAGCUGGUCUCAUUGGUGCAAUGACUGCUGUCAUCUUCAGUGGAGCCAGAAAUGCUAUAGAGGCACGAACAUCAUGGAUAACACCGUUCACGGCUGGCGGGUUCCUGCAUAUAGCCCUAAUAACGGUACUGCCAGAUCUCCUGCGAGAGGAGGACCGCUGGGAGUCACUUAAGCACCUCGCUGCACUUCUGGCUGGGAUAUUCUUGAUGGCUCUUAUGACGCACUACUGUUAA
Molecule: messenger RNA, 948 nt
Organism: Leptosia nina
Lineage: Eukaryota; Metazoa; Arthropoda; Insecta; Lepidoptera; Pieridae
Source: the annotation of a GenBank genome assembly